UCACACUUUCGCGUCUUCUUCUCUCCUUAUAUCAGCGACGCCAGCUCUGCAUCUCCCAUAGAGAUGGCGGCGGAAAUUCAUCACUUCAAGCUGAGCCGACGUGAUGCACUCCCAUUAGGGAUGUCACAGACCAGUACAGGCCCGGUUGGCAAGACCUCAAUCGAGGCGGCUUAUACUAAUGCGGCUGGAAAAGAGAACCGACACCGUGGAAUGGCUGGGUCCCGUUACCGGCUCAAAACGAUGGUUUCUCGAGAGUCCAGCGCAUGA
Molecule: messenger RNA, 267 nt
Organism: Protopolystoma xenopodis
Lineage: Eukaryota; Metazoa; Platyhelminthes; Monogenea; Polystomatidea; Polystomatidae
Source: the annotation of a GenBank genome assembly